AUGUGUAAUCAAAUAUGCAUAAAUACUCAAGGAUCAUAUACUUGUGAGUGCAAAAUUGGAUAUCAGUUUAUAAAUGACAAUUCAACUUGUGAAGAUAUUAAUGAAUGUGAGACUGUUGAUCACAAUUGUACACAAACUUGCAGUAAUACAGUUGGAUCAUACACCUGUUCUUGUAGAGCUGGAUAUAAAGAUAAUGGAUAUGGAAACUGUACUGAUAUUGAUGAAUGUUCAAUGGGUACCAGUGGCUGUCAACAACUCUGUUUUAACACUAAUGGAAGCUAUUACUGUCAAUGUAAUACUGGAUACAAACUAAUGAAUGAUAAUUCAUCUUGUGAUGGUAUGUACAGUUACU
Molecule: messenger RNA, 352 nt
Organism: Amphimedon queenslandica
Lineage: Eukaryota; Metazoa; Porifera; Demospongiae; Haplosclerida; Niphatidae
Product: fibulin-5-like
Exons: 3
Molecular function (GO): calcium ion binding
Source: RefSeq, a predicted model, not a curated record